AUGCCUCUUCAGUAUGCCUUCCGGGAUAAUCCUCAAAUACCCUCUUACGAUAUCUUAUUGCUCAGAAAUAUACGAUGGGCAAGUCCUGAAGUUCUGUCUAACCAACUCUUGAAUGUUUUUAUGAGACCCAAAUCAACUGCUCCGUCUCUUACUCGAUCACAGCAUAUUACUAGCGGGUCAACUUCGAGCUCUCGUCCUGGGUCAAAAUCUUCGAAUAUCUCAGUGCUAAUUACCUUACAAAAGCCACCAAGUUCAAAUGCCAACCGCAAGAGAUCACUAUCAACCACUGAUGAUGUUAACACAAACCCAUCACACAGGCUGGCAGAACAUCAUGGGUUGAGCUACUUCUACUCUGUUGAUAACCCGGCGGAGCUAAAGAGACCGUACAACAAAUUUAAGCAGUAUGACCGAAAAGCUGAGAUUCCCCGGCCAACCAAGCGCUAUAUACCGCCAAAGAGACAAGCAGAUGGAAAGCCUGUGUCUGACCGUCUUGAGGCCCUGUAUAAGCAAAAGCUUUCUCGGAUCCAAGGCCCUCCUAUUCACUUUGUGGCCCGCAACAUGGCACACAGGGUCGAUUUUAACUUUGACUUUAUCGAUUCAUACAAAUUGCAUGAUGGAGUAGAAGUGCUUGGUCCCGAAUUCCUAUGCGGAUGCGGUUGUACCGAAUGCGGCCGUGACUGCAGCUGUCUGUUUCUGGAAAGUGACUCUAAUAAGCUGAUUAACCCGUACCAGGAUGGCCAACAUGGUAGCAGGGUUCUGACGCCUGAAUUCAUCAAGAAGAGAGCAGCCGUGAUCCAGGAGUGUUCCUCUCGGUGCAACUGCUCUGGUUCAAAUUGCUUGAACCACGUGGUUUAUCGUGGUCGUCAAGUAGAACUGGAGAUAUUUCAGACGAAUAACCGUGGGUUUGGGAUACGGUCCCCCAACCCGAUUGAAAGGGGCCAAUUCAUCGACAUCUACGUGGGGGAAGUGAUUGUCAAGACCACCAGUAAUGCUCGGGAGGAAGCCUUUGAUACAAGGAAACACUCCAGCUACCUCUUCUCUCUUGAUUUUUAUGAGGGUUAUGAGGGAGUGGAUGCCAACUAUGUCGUUGACGGACGCAAGUUUGGAUCCAUCACAAGAUUCAUGAACCAUUCGUGUAAUCCGACCUGCAAGAUGUUUGCCGCGACCCAGACAAACGACAUGAAAGUGUAUCAGCUCGCGUUCUUUGCCGUCCGCGACAUCCCAGCGGGCACUGAGCUAACCUUCGACUACCACCCUCGAUGGAAGAAGAAGAACCAAAAGAUCGACCCUAGUGCUACCAAGUGUCUCUGCGGGGAAUCUAACUGCCGUGGCCAGCUGUGGCCGACGAAACGCAAAACAACGAGGGCCGGGGGUGAUGAAUCUUCCUCUGACGAAGAGUCUUCUGAAGAGGGUUCGUCUAAUGAUGAUGAAGAGUGA
Molecule: messenger RNA, 1437 nt
Organism: Microsporum canis CBS 113480
Lineage: Eukaryota; Fungi; Ascomycota; Eurotiomycetes; Onygenales; Arthrodermataceae
Product: histone-lysine N-methyltransferase Clr4
Exons: 2
Coding region: 1-1437 (478 amino acids)
Cellular component (GO): nucleus
Molecular function (GO): protein binding; histone methyltransferase activity; zinc ion binding
Source: RefSeq, a predicted model, not a curated record